Molecule: messenger RNA, 2134 nt
Organism: Cheilinus undulatus (humphead wrasse)
Lineage: Eukaryota; Metazoa; Chordata; Actinopteri; Labriformes; Labridae
Exons: 10
Coding region: 252-1382 (376 amino acids)
Biological process (GO): regulation of lipid metabolic process; lipid homeostasis
Cellular component (GO): endoplasmic reticulum membrane; endoplasmic reticulum-Golgi intermediate compartment membrane
Source: RefSeq, a predicted model, not a curated record
CAACGGUUAACUAUCACUCUCCCUUUAAUUUUUCACUCAUUAGACUCCUACGUUGCACUUUGACACCAGAGGGGCUGGGGCAGCAGCAGUCAGGUUUUAUCACCGAGCAAAAGGACAUCUUUAACACUCCUCUCAUUUAUCCCCUUCGGUCGGCGGCAUUUAAGAGACCACGCUUCACACCAUGCGUGUUUGAGGGAUAUUUCUAUCUGGAUAUUUCUCACUAAAACAGGUGGAACAGUAACUUUUCAACCAUGCGGCCUCCGGUGGAAGUCAGCGUGUUCCUCCUCUCUCUGCUGGCUCCAGCAGUUUUGUACACUUUGAACAACAUACCUGCACUUCAAGAACCUCUUCCUAUCCUGGGAAUGGGAAUGGUUGUUCUGGGAUCAGUGCUCCUUCUCCUUCUUCUCACCGUGCAACACAAGGCUAAAGUGGACCCUUUAUUUUAUGCAUUUGCAGAGUUUUCCUUCACCUGCUUGGUGGGUCUGACUAAUGCUUUAGAGCAGGACGGGUUCAUCUCAGGCUUCAUGGGCUUCUACCUGAAGAGGGGUGAGCCUCAUCUGAGCACCGCCUACGCUAUAAUGAUGUCAUACUGGGAAGGCAUCUUCCACUACCUCCUUUUCCUUGUAAUCAUCCACCGGAUGUUUAAAGGGAAGUCAUAUCGUAGCCUUAGUCUGCUGUGGGCUGGCUCCUCCAUCGCUCAUCAGAUCAUUCUAAUCCCAGGAGUGGUUGUUGGUAAAUAUGGGUCUAACAUUAAACCAGCCUUCCUGAGGAACAUUCCCUUUGUUUUGGCUCCUUUCUGGGCAGCCUCGGUACUCUUUAGUCGACCCAGGGAGAUGCCCAUCAUCACAGCAGAUAAGAUUUCAGCAGAGCAGCGUAAAAGUCUGCUGCGUCGACCUGUUGACCUACUGCUGUCUCUGCUGUCACUCGGAGCGAUGGCUUUCUUAGCUUUCAGAGGCUUUGUGGUGCUGGACUGCCCAUUGGACGCCUGUUUCACAUACAUCUACCAGUAUGAGCCCUACCUCAAAGACCCUGUGGGCUUUCCCCGAGUGAUGAUGUUGGCGUAUUUGUUCUAUGCUCUGCCAAUGCUGAUCAUCUUCAUCUACGGUCUAAGAACACCUGGAUGCAGUUGGAUGUUGGACUGGACCAUCUUCUUUGCGGGGGCCAUGGCUCAGACUCAGUGGUGCCACAUUGGAGCAUCUUUUCACUCCCGCACUCCCUUCACAUACCGAGUCCCAGCAGAUAAGUGGUGGCCAGUUUUCACCCUCAAUGUACUGCUGGCUGUUGUGCCGACUCUUCUUACCCUUCGCUGCCACACAAACCCCGCAUAUUUUAUGAAACCGGUUACCAAAGGACAGACCAACAAGGAGAAGAAGAAAAAGUAGACCACGUAUUCAUGCUGCUGUGAUAGAAUACUUCACGCUGUGACAGAGCGAAUGUUUUCUGGGGACUCUUGUUGGCACACAAGCUGCAGUAAAGAACCAGUUUGUCAUCCCAAAGGAAAUCUAAAAGUGUUGCUUUCUGAGUCUACUGUUGAAAAUCAGUCACUUUGCUCUGCAGCGGCAGCAGCACUCCCUGCAUGGACUAUUGGACUCUGAUAAGAAGGCUGUGUUGAUGGAGAUGAGGACUGUGACUCAUGCAGACAGCAAAUUGGUUUCCUCCUAAACUAAGACUAUUGACCUGGAACAUACACGUCGGUCAUAUUUAUGUUGGUGUACAAAUCCUCACAAGAACUCCAUGGCUCCAUGGAGUAAAGUUUGUUCUUUUCAAUUUGUUAUUGACUGUCAGUGGAGGAUGUGUUUAGGUGUGUAUGAGUGCUUGAAAUAAUAGCAGAAAGCUUUGACGAGUUAAAAAGCCAGCCUCAUACUUAAUAUUGUCUAACAUAAUAAAUAAUUCUAUGAGAUGUCACUGUGGCUCAACAAACAUGUUUACCCCAUAUUUGAUUAUUUGGUCCAUAACUUUUUUUUUGGGCUUAAGUCUUCAAAAGUUAUAUUUUUUUGCCCAACCAACACUUCAAAACCUGAUCAAAUUCACUAUGCAACAGUAAAACUCACUUAAGUCUUUACACCGCACAAGCUGAAACUUCACUUCAUUUGGUGUCUUGUUUUUGUACAAUAAAGCAGAUAAAGCAUUAAAA